Molecule: messenger RNA, 1818 nt
Organism: Monopterus albus (swamp eel)
Lineage: Eukaryota; Metazoa; Chordata; Actinopteri; Synbranchiformes; Synbranchidae
Molecular function (GO): interleukin-17 receptor activity
Source: RefSeq, a predicted model, not a curated record
AUGUUUCUUCUUGGAUGGUUCAUUUGGUGGAUUUUAUCCACUCUUCACAUGCCAGGCUGUGGUUUGCAGAUUUCUGGAUAUGACAGCGAUGAAGUCAUUUGCUCACAGGGUCUCUCUGAAUGCGUCAUGAAAGAUGUGAUGCCUAUUCCUGCAGAAAAAGAUGAUGCUGUGGAAGUCCAAAACCUGAAGCCAUAUGUCAAACUCUGCUGCAGCAACAGCACUAAGCUGUGUACAUUGUGUCUGGUGAUAGACACUGAGCUCUAUAUCAGUCCAGAUAAGGACAUGCAGGACACAGACCACUCUGGGUUUGAUGACGAAACAAGGAAUGCAGAAGAACCUAACCUGCCCAUAUGCAAGAAGGUGGAGUUUACAAUCAAUCACACAGCUAUUAGUCAGCAAAACAAGGCAAAGAUGUCCAUGGUGAUCGUUAAUCCAGAUGGGAUUUUCUUCAGUAGUCAAGUGUUUGUUUAUCCUUCUAAAUCAAAGUUAUUUCAAGAAGUUCGUGCUCCAUCUCAAAAUGAAGUGUGUCACCAGGAGCUACAGGGACGUGUAAAAAUGUGUCCUGGUUCAGGCCCCGAGCUCAGCUUUGUGUAUCAAAAAGAGAUGAACUGUGUGGAGCUGCAGUUUGCUUACAGGAACAAGAGCCUCCCUUAUGUCUGCAUCCAGUAUGAGCAGAAUGGGACAUGUCAGAAUUGGAGCAGUUCAACCGUCCCACUGUUUUCUGUGACCCCCUGCAUGUGUUUCAAGGUGUGGGAUGAGGAUGAUGACAGGUUUAUGCACUUUCAACACUGCCCGUUCACAAAUAAAGAUGUCUUCCAAAAAAACGUGUGGCAGAACAUGACAGUGUCUGUAAGGCAGGGUCAAAUGAAAAACAAUGGCGGAAUGCUGUUGUGGAACCUGUCUGCCCCCUGCAGGCUGGAGGGUGAAGUGUGGCCCUGUCAUAAAGAAUUCAGCUGCACUGAGAUAGAGGGCUUAAGACAACAGCUGGCAACGGGCACAUGGAACCAAAACAGCAAAGGACUCUGGGAGAAAAGGGGGGUGUUUGAAGACAUCAGCCUUAAGCCUUCAUCAUGUGUUAUGGUGAAGGUAAUAGGAAUGGGACAUGAGCUGGGUCCAUUUUGUUUUAAGAAAACUGACAGGUGGCGCUGGAAUCUCCUGAUUGUUGGUGUUAUGCUGCUGGUUUGCUUGACUGCGCUCAUGUUUUAUUUGCUUCGUGCCUCUGUCAAGAAAUGGGUGCUGAGAUGGCAUUAUGAUGAAGAGAUUGUUAAAGAGGUUUGUGUGGUGCUGUUGAGUCCCCCAGAUGUGGAUGAUGAUGUUUCAAAGUCAGUUGAUCAGCUCAACUCUCUGCUCUGCAACCGUGGCUUCAGUGUGUCUGUGGACCAGUUAUGGUUGCAUGCCCAGCUGUUGGAGCCAAACACCCGAGUUGUGCUUGUUGUGACCCACAAAUCUUUGGAGAGAACUGAGGAAUGGGCCCAUCAGCACAAGGAGGUUGUCACAGAGGACAAGAGUCUGCCUGAGAAAUGGUCCCCUUAUGCUGAUGUGUUCACAGCAGCCCUUAAUAUCAUACAAGGGCACAAGCAGCUGGGCGGAGCUGGAGAACGCUUUAUUCUGGUGAAAUUUGAUACCCAUCUACACAGUCACAGGAAUCUACCAAAGCUUCUUCAGGGGCUGCCUCUGUUCAAGCUUCCCUCUCAGACUGAGGCUCUCCUAGCUGAGCUGAGGUCCCGUGGAAGAACAUGGAUAGGGUGGAAAAGGAAUGUCUCAGACAGAUGGCAAGCAAAGACUGAAAAGGGACCAGAGCAGCAGAAGAUAUAUUAA